Messenger RNA from Malania oleifera, 2614 nucleotides. Its product is annotated as pentatricopeptide repeat-containing protein At3g14730-like. Lineage: Eukaryota; Viridiplantae; Streptophyta; Magnoliopsida; Santalales; Ximeniaceae. Bases 389 to 2281 code for a protein of 630 amino acids. The transcript has 2 exons. Gene Ontology annotation, molecular function: protein binding; RNA binding. The record is from RefSeq and is a predicted model, not a curated record. Gene Ontology annotation, biological process: RNA modification.
GGCCAUUGUAACCCCGAAUAAGUAUUUUAGUACCACAGGUACGUACCCCCAUCAACAGCCCAAUUCACAAGAGCAUCAAAGCGUCUCACUAGAGCUUAGAGAACAUCUCGGCCAGCGCCACCGCUGCAACAGGCACCUUCUCCGUCACCAUUGAGGAAUACCAAAUGCCGGAGUGGAACUCAAAUUGUGAUUCCGGUAGUCAUUCUAUUUGACUAAUCAAAAGCAGUAGUUGCAUCCCAACAGUAGUCCCAUUUCUACCUAUAUUCUAUUCUACAAACCAAAGGAGGGGUUAGUACUGGACUAGCAUUGGCUAUAAGAAAGAGGCACAUGCAAGUUUGUGUUCUCUUCCACUCCAGGCAAGCUCAUUUAAACUGUGUAGCUUUGUUAAAUGAGCAGAUGGUUCUCUGGGCUACCAAUCAAGAAAACUCCUCUUUUUCCCCUCAACUUCUCUUAUUCUUCUUUCUCAUUCCACUCUUUUCAGUCUACUGGCAAGCUUCCCACUUGCAUCGCGUCCUUGAAAGCUUGUGCCCAUCACCAGAACCUCACCAAAGGCAGAGAAGUCCACGCAUGGAUGCUUAUCAAUGGCUUCCUCAGAUCCCCAUUAUCCGUCACCAGCUUAAUCAACAUGUACGCUAAGUGUAGCCAAAUGAUUUAUGCCCUUUUGGUCUUUGAAUGUUUGGCCUCGGAUUCAAAUGUUUAUACUUGGAAUGCAAUCAUUGCUGGUUUCAUUACCAAUGAUCUAGCCCAAGAUGCGUUUCAGUACUAUAGAAAAAUGCGACAUGUGGGAGUUUCGCCUGAUAAAUUUACAUUUCCAUCUACAAUUAAAGCUUCUUGUGAUCUUUUGGAGAUAAAGAAGAUCCAUGGGGAGUUAUUCAAAUUUGGGUUGGAGUUUGAUCCGUUUAUUGGUAGUGCUUUGGUGAACUCUUAUUUAAAAUUUGGUUUUAUGGAUGAUGCUCAUACCUUGUUUGAAGAAUUGCCGAUAAGGGAUGUUGUGCUUUGGAAUGUAAUGAUGCAUGGCUAUGUGCAGAUUGGGCAGUUUGAUAUGGCUUUGAUGGUUUUCAGACAAGCGAGUGAAGAAGGGAUUGUUCCCAGUAAAUUCACUGUUACUGGGAUCUUAUCAGUUUUUGCUGUGACAGGGGACCUUAAAAAUGGGAGAGCAGUUCAUGGGUUUAUAAUGAAAAUGGGGUAUGAUUCAGGAGUUGCAGUUUCAAAUGCUUUGGUUGAUAUGUAUGGAAAGUGCAAAUGUGUUGCUGAUGCACAGAAAAUUUUUGAAAUCAUGCUUGAAAAGGAUAUAUUUUCUUGGAACUCAAUUAUAUCUGUUUAUGAACAGUCUGGUGAUCAUGAUGGAACUCUACGGAUUUUUGAUCAAAUGUUAGAUGCUGGGAUUCGGCCUGAUUUGGUCACAAUAACAGCGGUCCUUCCUGCCUGCUCCCAUCUGGCAGCAUUGAGGCAUGGUAGAGAGAUUCAUGGUUACAUGAUUGUCAAUGGGUUGGGGAAGGAUGUUGAGAGUAAAAGCAUUGAUGAUGUGUUUGUGAACAAUGCCGUUAUGGACAUGUAUGCAAAAUGCGGUAGCUUGAGGGAUGCUCACUUGGUUUUUGAUAAGAUGAUUAAUAAGGAUGUGGUAUCAUGGAACAUUAUGAUCCUGAGUUAUGCCAUGCAUGGGGAUGGCGGUAAGGCAUUAGAUAUGUUCUCUAGCAUGUGUAAGGAGCAAUUGAAGCCUGAUGAGGUCACAUUUGUUGGGAUUCUGUCAGCGUGCAGCCAUGCAGGAUUUGUGUGUGAAGGUCGUGAGUUCCUGAGACAAAUGAAGUCAAAAUAUGGUGUGGUUCCACAAAUUGAACAUUAUACAUGUGUGAUUGACAUGCUUGGCCGGGCUGGGCAGCUUGAGGAGGCUUAUGAGCUGGUAUUAACAAUGCCAAUUGAAGGCAACCCAGUAGUAUGGAGGGCUUUCCUAGCAGCAUGUCGGCUCCACAAGAAUGCUGCUUUGGCUGAGGUUGCUGCACAAAGGGUAUUUGAACUCGAUCCAGAGCAUUGUGGGACUUAUGUGCUAAUGUCAAAUGUUUAUGGAGAAGUUGGUCGAUAUGAAGAGGUAUUAGGGAUGAGGCAUACAAUGAAACAACAAAAUUUGAGGAAAACACCAGGGUGUAGCUGGAUUGAGCUCGAAAGUGGUUUGCACGUUUUUGUUACUGCUGAUAAGACACAUCCUGAAGCAUUGCUUAUUUAUGCAGGAUUGAGCUCAUUAACUGCUCGUCUGCGUGAGCAUGGAUAUGUGCCUAAUGUAUAGAUUCAGAUAUGCACAGGGCAUUAAGAGCAGCAUCUGUUUUCUCUAACUGAAAAUUUUCCUUUUCCAUCUUGAUUUAGUUGCAAAAAUUGAGCAAAUUGGAUUAAAAAUUUCAAGAAGUGAUAUGAUGAUUCCUUUUGGAUAAAACUUCAGCAGAAGUUGUUUUUGUUUGAUUUCAAUGUGGGGCAUUUAUCAUAUAGUGACACUCAAUCAUGCCAGGGUUAAUGUGAUUAGACAUGAAACAUAUGUAGAAAGGAUUGUGAAUUUAGCAGCAUGGAAUGAAGAAGCCUAAGCUAUUUUUGUGGGGUGUGUGGAUUGGCAUGCAACCUCAGGACA